CUUGACAUGAGUGCUGACACUGACAGCAACUGACAGUCUGCUCUUGUCUUUUGUACUACCACUCGGGAUCAAGUUAGAUACGAGGUUAGAAAUUGCAAUAUGAGAAUGGAGAAUAGCGAAAGCACAAGUGAGCCGGCGGCUGUAGAAUUAAGACUGACCAAAUCAAUCCCUGUUGAAAAAAUGAUGUGACAAUCAACAGGCAGCUAUCAAAAAUGCAGCACAAAAAAGAGAGAACAGUCUUUUAUCUCCUACUGAACGUAUUGUUCUCGAUAGCGAUCGUUCUUCUCAACAAAUGGCUGUACGUACACACGGGAUUUCCGAAUGUAACCCUGACGAUGAUACAUUUCAUCGUGACAUUCAUCGGUCUCGUAAUAUGCGAAAAAUUCGAUAUUUUUUGUAUAAAAGAUGUGGCAAUAGGAGAAAUGAUUGUCAUAGCAAUGACAUUUUGUGGCUUUGUCGUGUUGACCAAUCUGAGCCUUGCUCACAACACUGUUGGUACCUAUCAGGUCGCUAAAAUGCUCACCACCCCCUGUGUCAUCGUCAUACAAAUCUUAUUUUACAACAAACACUUCAGUAAUCUUGUGAAAUUAACUCUUCUUCCCAUCGUCGUUGGAGUUUUCAUCAACUUUUACUAUGAUCUACGUUUCAAUCUUGCUGGAACUCUGUAUGCUACUCUCGGAGUCCUUGUUACCUCUCUCUAUCAAGUUUGGGUUAACAGUAAACAGAAAGAAUUUCAAAUGAACCCGAUGCAACUCUUGUAUUAUCAAGCUCCACUCUCGGCGGUCAUGCUCAUUCCAAUCGUACCCAUAUUAGAGCCUAUCGGAGAUACUUUUUCUCAUGGAUGGACACUCGUGGAUAUUCUGAUGAUACUGCUAUCGAGCGUCGUCGCGUUUUUUGUCAAUCUCACCUCCUACUGGAUAAUAGGACACACUUCGCCGCUCACUUACAAUAUGCUGGGACACACUAAAUUCUGCCUACUCUUGUUGGGAGGUUCUAUCGUCUUUCAAGAAUCUCUUGACCUUAAUCAAGCAAUCGGCAUCAGCUUGACUAUGAUCGGGAUAUUGCUAUACGCGCGUGUCAAGAUGAGAGACAACCGACGCGCCGCCGUUGCGGCAUUGCUCGACUCCCGAGGAACUGGGGCAAACAAAGGAUCUUACGCCAUUUAAAUUUAGUCGCACGCUCUGAAAAAAAAAUUUUUCUUUUCAGUCACGCUUGUAAAUAAUAACCCUAAUUUUUAUUUCUUGAAAUCAUUCCUCUGCUGCAAAUAUAAUGUAUCAUCAUUCAGGCUGCGACCCCUCGGGUCUUUAUCGCGUGAUUGCAAUAAAAACGAAACGGGUUAAUGCUCGCGGAGCCUCGGCGAGCGAAUUAUAAAAUUGAGUCGAUCAACGUGUAUUCAAAAACGCGAUACCCUUUGAAUAUAUAUAAAUGUACAUUAUGUAUACGAAUAAGCAUAUUAUUUUCGGAAAAUGUAUGAGGCAAAUAAAUUGUGUAGGGAAGUGAA
This is a messenger RNA of Venturia canescens, 1501 nucleotides long. RefSeq names its product solute carrier family 35 member E3-like. Bases 213 to 1166 code for a protein of 317 amino acids. Gene Ontology annotation, molecular function: nucleotide-sugar transmembrane transporter activity; antiporter activity. The transcript is spliced from 4 exons. Lineage: Eukaryota; Metazoa; Arthropoda; Insecta; Hymenoptera; Ichneumonidae. The record is from RefSeq and is a predicted model, not a curated record. Gene Ontology annotation, cellular component: Golgi apparatus.